AUGGGUAAGAAUGGAGUGGGUAUCCUGGUUGAUAGUCAUCUUAGAGAGUCGGUGGUUGAGGUCAGGAGGGUGAAUGAUAGACUAAUGACUAUUAAAUUGGUGGUGGGUGAGUGUACUUUAAAUGUCGUUAGCGCGUACGCGCCGCAAGUUGGCUUGGAUGAGGAGAUUAAAAUGCGCUUUUGGGAGGGGUUGGAUGACAUCGUUUGUAGCAUUCCACCUUCCGAGAGGUUAUUUAUAGGAGGAGAUUUCAGUGGUCAUAUUGGGUUGUCCGCAGGUGGUUAUACUGAGGUGCAUGGCGGCUUUGGUUUUGGGGAACGAAACGGAGGGGGCACUUUGCUGCUGGACUUUUCCAAGGCAUUCGAUCUAGUGAUUGCAAACUCAAGUUUUCCGAAGCAGGAGGAGCAUUUGCCUCCUGCUUCCUUUCUGGCAACUAUAGAGGAAUACAUACGAGAAGCACCACAUGCAGGUCCCGUGUCAAGUAGGAGGCUAGUGAAAACUGGAAAAUACCCUGGAUAUACACUUUUGAGCUAUCAACAUUCUCUUUUUAGUUUUUUCCUAUUUGAUCACAGAAACAAAUAUAACUAA
Nicotiana tabacum (common tobacco) is the source of this 585-nucleotide messenger RNA. The record is from RefSeq and is a predicted model, not a curated record. NCBI's taxonomy places the organism in Eukaryota, Viridiplantae, Streptophyta, Magnoliopsida, Solanales, Solanaceae.